Centrocercus urophasianus (Greater sage-grouse) is the source of this 2304-nucleotide messenger RNA. It is a transcript of the gene ANKEF1, whose product is annotated as ankyrin repeat and EF-hand domain containing 1. The transcript is spliced from 9 exons. The record is from RefSeq and is a predicted model, not a curated record. Gene Ontology annotation, molecular function: protein binding. The coding region runs from base 1 to 2304 and encodes 767 amino acids. Lineage: Eukaryota; Metazoa; Chordata; Aves; Galliformes; Phasianidae.
AUGUUACCAGUAGAUAACAGACUUCGAAACUUACAGAUCUACAAACUUCUCCAGUGUGUUCACCAGAAGGACAAGAAGCAAAUAGAAAAGCUGAUUCAGAAUGGAUUUCCAAACCUCAUCAAUUUCACCGAGCCUAUGGAUGGACACAGUGCUCUUUCUUUGGCUUGCAUUAAGAACGACAUCGACAUGUGCAGUUUCUUGCUACAGCAGGGAGCUCAUCCUGAUGUUCAGGACAAAAUGGGACGAACUCCAGCAAUGAAGGCAGCUGAGCUAGGCCAUAGCUUGGUUCUGGAAUUACUAGCAAAAACUAAAGCAGACAUGACUGUUGUUGAUAAUGAAGGAAAAGGUGUUUUGUUUUACUGUAUUUUACCUACUAGACGGCACUAUCACUGCACUCAAAUUGCCCUGGAUUAUGGUGCAGAUAUUAACAACUGUACUACUGAUGGGAAGCCUGUAUUUCUGCAAGCCUGUGAGCAAGCUCAUGAUAUUAAAGAAAUCUGUCUGAAUUUCUUGGAAAGAGGAGCAAAUCCCAAUGCAAGAGACCCAGUUACAGGUCGCACUGCCAUAAUGGAAGCAGCAAGAGAAGGUGCUCUUGAGGUGGUGCGUGGUAUACUUGAGAGAGGAGGUGAUGUUAACCGAUUUGACAAUGAAAGGCACAAUGCUGCACAUUUUGCAGCCAAAGGAGGCUUCUUUGAGGUCUUGAGGAUUAUUUCAGCUUAUAAUGGAGACUUGGGACUGAUUGCCAUGAAUGGUAACACACCCCUCCAUUAUGCUGCAGAGGGAGGAUUUGCAAAUUGCUGCAAGUUUAUAGGACAAAGAGGCUGUGAUCCUACAUGGACAAACUUGUUAACUAAGACUCCGAGAGCCGUUGCCAAGGAAGGAGGUUUUAAAGCAGCAACAACAGAAUUGCGUAAAAUUGAAAAGAACUUUAUAAAGCAGUCCAAGCCUGAAGCUAAGGAAAACAACCCUCUCUGGGCACUGAGGCUAUAUGAUUGGUCCUUAGAGCACCAGACUGCCCUCCUCCAGGCAUUUGAGGCUGUCGACCAAGGAGAUGGGACUGUAGCCAAAGAUGAUUUCAUAUCAGUUAUUCAGAAGCAGUGUUCCUUCGUGGACACUGAACAAAUACAAACUAUUGCUGAAGCACACGAAAAAUCUGACUCUGAAGGAAUAAACAUCGAAGAAUUUUUUAAAGGUUUUAAAUACUUGCAGAAAAGCUGUCUGAUAACAUCCUUUGGACCCAAAAGGAAGAAAGGAAAGAAAGGGAAGAAACGAAGAGGCAAAAAGAGCAUUGCUGUCCCCAUGCCAAUUUGUGUUAUUCCAAAGAGUGCAUGUCAGCUUAGGGAAGAUGGCAUCCCUGUAUACAUGAUUGAGGCUGUUCAAAGCACUGCUGAUAGCUACCACAUUAACCAAGACCACCCAUCUGCCCAUCCUGUGCACGAUGACCGUGCCUGGUACACAGAUGAACCAAGGAAAAUAUACAUGAAUAUUAACUUCCUGGUCAGAGCAGGAGAUAUUCUAUCUCUACAGAAAGCUUUUGAGGAGGGUGUGCCAGUAGACAUAAAAGAUAAGUAUUACAAAACACCUUUGAUGACUGCAUGCACAAGUGGGAACAUAGAUGUUGUGCAGUAUCUCCUGGAAAAGGGGGCGGAUGUAAAUGCAACAGACAAUUUCAUGUGGACUCCCCUCCAUCAUGCCUGCUAUAAUGGACACCUAGAUAUUGCUGAACUGAUGGUAAAAGCUGGAGGAGCAAUAGAUGCACCUGCAGUAGGCAAUGCAACACCGCUAAUGAGAGCCAUAGAAAUUUGUAGAUUGGACAUAGUACAUUUUUUAAUCAAUGCAGGUGCUGAUAUCCAAACAACAAACAGCAACGGAAAAAAUGCUCUUGAUAUUGCUAAGGUAUUUGCAGAUUCUAGAAUAAUUGACCUGCUUCAAAAUAAACUGGACAAUUUGCCAGAGAAAAAAGGAGCAGAGAAAGGAAAUGUUGCAAAGCCAAAGAUGCCUUCUACACAAACUCCUGCAGAAGUACAAGAUGUGAAAAAAGAGACAUCACAUACAUCUCUGCCACCUGUAGAAAAACCCCACCUUGAGAAACCAGCACAGGACAGUGUUGUUUAUCUGAACUCUCUGAUAAGCAGUGGUGCUACUAAGAAAGAUGACAUUGCAUUCAAACCCAGAAAAAUUUGGACCCCUGAUGCUGCAACAAAGGAGCUGGUAAGAAAGCAAGAAUUGCUCCUGGAGCGAUCUACUCUUGGUGGGGACUCAGAAAACUUUGAGAGCCCCUUUAAGAGGAAAGUUACAGAAUAA